UGUUGCUCGCGUCGCAUUACUUCCGCAACUUGAUGACCUCUACUUCCGUGUUCUGAAUGUAAUUUGGCAAUGGAUGCAAAUGCUGUAAAGGCCAUCAUUUUUGACUUGGACAACACCCUCAUCGAAACACAUCGGGCAGGACGAUAUGCGAUUCAAAAGACCCAGGAAUUUUUGAAAACCUCACUGGCUAUUGACGAUGACACCAUCACCAAUAUUUGUGACAAGUUCAAGCAGAAACUUCUUCAUGAGAACUUUGACCCUACAGCCGGCAGAUCCAUUGAUGAGGUUCGAGUGGGUCACUGGGAAGACAGCAUUAAGGAAAGUGUAGACAGUUGUUCAGCAUCCUCUCUGGCACGUCAGUGCUACUACCUGUGGAAAAAUACUCGACUGGAGCUGCUCAAUUUGUCCCCAGAGAUCUCCAAUCUUCUGAAACAACUUCGGAGGAAAUACAAGCUGCUGCUCCUGACCAACGGGAACGCUCAAACACAAAGGGAGAAAGUGGAGGCAGCCGGUUGUGAAGGCUUUUUCGAUAGAAUUGUACUGGCGGGAGAUUACGCUGAACAGAAACCUUUCCCCUCCAUCUUUAGACUGUGUUUUGACCUGCUGCAGGUGGAGGCCCAAGACUGCAUAAUGGUUGGAGACUCACUGGACACUGACAUCCAGGGAGGGUGGAACGCAAAUGUACGUGCUACAGUUUGGAUUAAUAGUACAGGUGACGCUUUGCCUGUCGGUUCAGUGACACCUGACUUCACACUUUCUACUGUCUUGGACCUGGAAGACAUUUUGGCACAACUAAAAUAGGGAAGACCUUGAACCGGUUUAGCCCUAUAGAGCUCGUGCACCUAUGUCACCAAAAUCACGUGACUGGCCAUAUUGACGGUCAAACAAAGGAUUGUUGCAAGUUAAUUUUGUACACGUACACGGAAGCGAUUGUGGCCACACGUUAACCUCUGUUGCGACAGACGUUUUAUUUUCUUUUUUUUAUACGCAUUGUUCUCAAAUGGGCCAACUUGGCAUUAUAAAUACUUUGUGGUAAUUUGAGAUUGAGAAGAACAAUUCCUACCUGAAACAAAGCGAUCACUACACAGGCGUAUGUGUAUUUUGGUUGGGCACCAUCCAUCAUGUUUAAUUGCCGAAAUCCAUUGAUAUUUUCUUGUCUUUUCAGCUGGACUUUCAUAGAAUGAUCUAUUUGAAUACCUGUCUAGUUUGUUGUGACAACCAACAGCACAACAGGUCUGGGGCAAUUUGAAGAAUCUGCUCCCGCAAUGCAGAGCAGCUCUUUUUAACUGGCAAUAUGGCACAGUGAAAAUUGUGACGUCACGUGCACGAGCUCUAUAUUUUAUCUUUUUUUUUUGGGUUUGUUUGCCAAAGAUGGUCUAAAAUAUGAGAAUAAAAUGAAUACCUACUGCUGUAAAUGUGCUCUACAUGUUUUAAAUGCAUUUUCAAGUAAUAACAGAAUUUGUCAAAAGAAGAUGCAUCCAACCCUCAUUAUUUUUGUAAGUAUUCCUACUUACUGUGCAUCACAGAACCAUCACUGUUAAAAGUCAGUUGUUGAUAGCAAACUUUUUUUUACAUCAUCACCAAUGCAUAGAUUUUUUUUCUAAACGACAACACACAAACAUCUCACUUGUAAGCGUCAUCAUGAAUUAUGAUGUCACAUCCGUGAUCACAUGGUACGAUGUCAUAGAGGGGUUAUGGUGCUUAACGAGCUCUUGACGCAAGCAAACGGUCCUAAACGGUAAAUUUUUCACAUCAUGUAAAAAUAAUAAAAUGGCAAUGGGUGUAAACUCAAAUAUUCAAAACUCAUCAACUGGAACUGGUAGGUACUUUCUGCUUGUAGCACCCAGUUUCCGCAAGUAAUCUCUGUAGGCGCCAUUACCUUUGCAUGCCCAGUAUAAUUUUAUACACCUGUUGC
Syngnathoides biaculeatus (alligator pipefish) is the source of this 1915-nucleotide messenger RNA. It is a transcript of the gene nanp, whose product is annotated as N-acetylneuraminic acid phosphatase. The transcript is spliced from 2 exons. The record is from RefSeq and is a predicted model, not a curated record. Gene Ontology annotation, molecular function: hydrolase activity. Bases 70 to 801 code for a protein of 243 amino acids. Lineage: Eukaryota; Metazoa; Chordata; Actinopteri; Syngnathiformes; Syngnathidae.